UUAAGGAUCAAUCCGCUGAUAGAGCAGUGCGCGCAGACCAGCAAUAACGCGGCAGACAAUAUUAGAUCUAAAGUUAGCUUUUUACCAACACAACAUUUAUAUUAUUUGUGACAGUAACAACCGUAACAAUGAUGAACGGACAGAUGAACGGUUUUCAUAACUCUCUUAUUGAGGAGGACUGCUUCUUGUUCACCUCAGAGUCGGUCGGAGAAGGACACCCCGAUAAGAUCUGUGACCAAAUCAGUGAUGCAAUCCUAGACGCCCAUCUCAAACAGGAUCCUGACGCCAAGAUUGCAUGUGAAACUGUUGCCAAAACUGGGAUGAUCCUGCUGGCUGGGGAAGUGACAUCACAUGCUUCAGUGGAUUAUCAGAAAGUUGUGCGUGAAACAAUCCGUCUAAUUGGAUAUGAUGACUCAGCGAAAGGGUUUGAUUAUAAGACCUGCAACGUACUUGUGGCCUUGGAACAGCAGUCUCCUGAUAUCGCUCAAGGUGUUCACAUUGAUCGUAAUGAGGAGGACAUUGGAGCUGGGGACCAGGGUUUGAUGUUUGGAUAUGCAACCGAUGAAACUGAAGAGUGCAUGCCACUCACAAUUAUCCUUGCCCAUAAGCUGAAUGCCAAGAUGGCUGAACUGCGACGCAACGGCACCCUCCCAUGGCUCCGGCCAGACUCAAAGACACAGGUGACCGUGCAGUAUCGCCAGGACCGUGGUGCUAUGCUCCCUGUGCGAGUGCACACAAUUGUCAUUUCUGUUCAGCAUGAUGAGGAAAUCUGCCUUGAGGAGAUGAGAGAUGCUCUGAAGGAGAAUGUCAUAAAGACUGUUGUUCCUUCAGUAUAUUUGGAUGAUGACACCAUUUACCAUUUGCAGCCUAGCGGGCGGUUUGUCAUUGGAGGUCCACAGGGAGAUGCUGGCCUCACUGGACGUAAAAUCAUUGUAGAUACCUAUGGAGGCUGGGGAGCCCAUGGUGGUGGAGCCUUCUCUGGGAAGGAUUACACAAAGGUAGAUCGCUCUGCUGCAUAUGCUGCUCGCUGGGUGGCCAAGUCUCUGGUCAAGGCUGGGCUCUGCAGAAGAGUGCUCGUUCAGGUGUCCUAUGCCAUUGGAGUUGCCCAUCCACUCUCCAUUUCUAUCUUCCACUACGGGACCUCCCAAAAGAGUGAGCGGGAACUGCUUGAUAUCGUGAGGAAGAACUUUGACCUCCGACCCGGAGUCAUUGUCAGGGAGCUGGAGCUGAAGAAACCCAUUUAUCAGAGGACCGCAGCCUAUGGCCACUUUGGCCGAGACUCCUUCCCAUGGGAGCUGCCCAAAAAGCUCAAAUACUAAACCUGUUAAGCUUUUCCCCCAGGCUUGUUGGUGUAUACUACAGAGAAGCCUCCAAGGUUCCAGGGGUGAAAUGCACUUUUCUCUUCCUCUUUCUCUUUCUCUCAUAAUGAUAUGACACAUGACUCCAUCCUUGACUCCACCUCCAUCUUUGUCUUGUGACUGUUUUUCUGCUGGUUGCGCAAUUGUGCUGGGUCCUAGGAGGCAUGCCUCAAACUUUAAAUGUUUUUAAAUUGGGUGGGUUCCAUGAACUUGUGCCUGAUUUGACUUCAUGUUCCGCAGGCUUGCUGUUUCCCUGCAUCUUGUUAUAGUCAGAGUAGCUGCAUUUGGUUGUUCUCCUUUGGCAUUCCACUGCUCUCAGUGUCGUAAGUCAUCAAUUUGAUGUCACUGCGGUAGCAUAUUUGGCAAUAUGCGAUACCCUUAAUUUUUUGGUGCUAUUGAAAUGAGUCGACAUUACAACUAAUAUUUUGACAGUCCAUUUAAAUGUUUAGUUUCAUAGCAGAUUCCAAUUUCCUGACAGUCUCCUGAAGUUCAGCUUUGUUUUAAACAUUCCUCCUUUUCUGGGCUGGUACAAGUACCGGUAUCUCUUGACCUAAUGCUCUUGGUCUUUCUUUAUUUCAUCACCUUUAUGGAGGAUGGUUGAAAGGCACAAAUAAAAUUAAAGGGUUACUACUGUCUUUACUAAAAUGCUAUGCAUUGCAGGCUAACUGGCAAGCCAAAUCUGAAUUAUACAAGCUCAAAUGAGCAAAGGGCCUCAUGUGCCCCUACAGACCUUUGCUGUUUUCUGACGUAAUACAGAAAAGUCAGAAGCUGCUAUAUCACUGCUCUGGUCUGCAGCGGGAUUUGAUAUACUUGAUGGUGAUGGAAAAUUUUGAUUGUUUAUGCAUUGAUACUCAAUUAUAAACUAGGUAUUUUUUUAAUGUCCCUUGUUUUUAACAUGGUUCUGAAAUGACAAAAGAUUCUUGUGCUCCUUAAGUUUAUUGAUGGCAGGUGUAGCUACAGAGAAACCUGAUUCCCAUCUUUACCUUAAGGGAGUGUGCUCUUGGACACAGAGUCUUAAUGGCCAGGAAUUGAACCACAACACUAUUUAUUUGUUCUCUGAAACUUGGUGUGGAUACAGAGAAGCUGAUGUUUCAGAAGGCAGCUUUAAACAGUCUUGGUUAUUGAAUCUUGAAUUUCAGUGUUUGGCUUGAGGCCCCAGAGUGUUGUACAGAAAAGCUUUGGUCUGCCUCAAGAAAGCAUCACUGACAACUGUAAUACUUUAUUUUAUCAGCUUUUUUUUUUUUUUUUUUUGGAUUAGUUUUGAAAUCCAAUUAAAAUACCUGGUGCAAUUCUUGAGCUCUUACUUAUCCUCACUGAUGUGAUGGCAACAUUUGGCUGGUGUAGUACAGAGAAACCAGCCUGGUUUACACAGCCGUCUCAUUGGUUGGAUAAUUUAAAGUUUUGGUUUUGUCCUCUUUAACCACUCAGAGGUCAUCCCAUGGGGUACAGUAAAUGUAGGAGUGCCUUCUCUUUCCCUUCUUUUUUCCCCUCAUUUGCUUUUCUUCUUUCACUAGUGUACAUUCAGCUUCCAGAGAAACAAGUAGCUCCUACUGUAAUGUGCUUCAUGUCUAGACUGAGUAGUAUUCCCAAUGCUCUGUAAUAA
Nematolebias whitei (Rio pearlfish) is the source of this 2961-nucleotide messenger RNA. RefSeq names its product methionine adenosyltransferase II, alpha b (gene mat2ab). The transcript is spliced from 9 exons. Gene Ontology annotation, molecular function: ATP binding; methionine adenosyltransferase activity. Gene Ontology annotation, cellular component: cytosol; methionine adenosyltransferase complex. The record is from RefSeq and is a predicted model, not a curated record. NCBI's taxonomy places the organism in Eukaryota, Metazoa, Chordata, Actinopteri, Cyprinodontiformes, Rivulidae. Gene Ontology annotation, biological process: S-adenosylmethionine biosynthetic process. The coding region runs from base 129 to 1319 and encodes 396 amino acids.